UUUUACCAAAAAUGAAAUAAAACACUGACCGAGAGCAAAUAAAAUCGCCAUUUCUUCAGAUUUUCUGAUUCUCUCUCUUAGCUGCUACGCAGAAAUUCCAGAUAAGAGUUUCGUACGAUGAGAUGUGAGAAAGUGAGCGAAAGUGAUGAAGACGAUAGCUGGUGUCUUCAUCUAGGUGGCUUUACAUUAGCUCUCCUUUUAUAGUUCUUCCUCCCCUGCUUGGAAUUCUGCGGGUUUUUUGUGCUGGUUUUUUGGGGCCAUGGAUCCGUGUCCUUUUGUUCGGCUCACCGUAGGUAAUCUGGCGCUUAGAAUCCCGGUGGCGUCAAAGCCGGCUCGCACGGUGGUCCAUCCUUCGUCGACUCCCUGCUUCUGUAAAGUUAAGCUGAAAGGCUUCGCGCUCCAGACCGCCGUCGUGCCGUACAUUCUGCCGGACAACCAGUUUCCCGACGGGCAAGUGCAGCCUCUCGCUGCCAGUUUCCAUCUAUGCAAGUCGGAUCUCGAAAAACUCGCCGCCAAGUCUCUGUUUGGCGGGAAGUUGCGGCUUAAAAUCUCGAUCUACACGGGGAGGAGAGGGACGAGCUGCGGCGUGAACUCCGGGAGGCUUUUGGGGAAGGUGUCCGUCCCGGUAGAUCUCACGGGGUCGGAAUCGAGGGCUAUUGUGUUCCACAGUGGUUGGAUUAUGGUGGGGAAGGACGCGAAAAACUCGACCGCGCAGUUUCACAUGAAUGUGAAGGCGGAGCCUGAUCCUAGAUUCGUUUUUCAAUUCGACGGCCAGCCGGAAUGCAGCCCUCAAGUGUUUCAAAUUCAAGGGAGCAUUCGUCAACCGGUUUUUACCUGCAAGUUCAGUUUCCGCUCCAGCGCCGAUAGGAAUCAACGUUCUAGAUCAAUGCCCACAGAACAUUGUGGUUCCAGGGGAUGGUUGAGCUCAUUUGGAAGUGAGAGGGAACGGCCUGGUAAGGAGAGGAAAGGAUGGUCGAUUACAGUUCAUGACCUUUCCGGUUCACCAGUUGCGGCAGCAUCAAUGGUGACUCCAUUUGUUGCAUCUCCUGGUUCAGACCGAGUCAGUCGUUCCAACCCGGGUUCCUGGCUGAUACUUAGGCCUGGAGAUGGUACAUGGAAGCCAUGGGGCCGUUUGGAGGCAUGGCGUGAACGUGGCUCGGCUGAUGGCCUUGGGUAUCGGUUCGAGCUUAUUCCAGACUCAGCUUCGUCUGGAGUUGUACUGUCCGAGUCAACUCUGAGUUGCAGCAAAGGUGGGAAGUUUAUGAUUGACCUUGCCUCGAGCGGAUCAACCAGUAAUGGGACAAGGACGCCUAGGAGUUCAACUUCUCCAGCUUGCAGCCCAAGGGGCAGCGGAGAUUAUGGGCAUGGGGUGUGGCCUUACAGAGGGUUUGUUAUGUCGGCUAGUGUGGAAGGACAUAGAUCCGGCGGAAGCAAAUCCGGUAAGCCGAGUGUGCAGGUGAGCGUGCAGCAUGUGAGCUGCACGGAGGACGCCGCCGUAUUCGUGGCAUUGUCAGCUGCUAUUGAUCUCAGCAUGGACGCCUGCAGGCUUUUUUCUCAAAAGCUCCGCAAAGAGCUGUGCCCUCCUCAGGAUUCACUCUCUUGAGUCCUUUUUUUUUUCUUUUUAUUUAGUAAAUUGGGGGUGGGGGUUAUUCGAAUUUUUUCUACUUUAUUUUUAACGAGUGCUGAAAAUUUUAGGCGAUGGUUUUUGCACUUUGUCGCGGUUGAUUUGGCUAACUUGUGAGAGUGAGAGUAGGGGGGUGUUUGUACAGUGGAGAAGGGGAGUUUUACUGACAGGGCUGGGCAGGGUAAGGGCACGCUCGUGUGUUUUUUAUUACUAGGGGUGUGUUUGAAUUCUGUAACUUUGACAACCUGUUAACAUUUUAAAUGUCAAUUGUUGCGUUUUCUCUUUUUACCCGACUUUGCUGCACGGUGGAGGAAAUAAUUACUCAUCUCACUGUUCUAUGACUUCUAUCCAUCUGAGGUUGAAUAAAUUUCCGACUUCUUCAC
Molecule: messenger RNA, 2007 nt
Organism: Cuscuta epithymum
Lineage: Eukaryota; Viridiplantae; Streptophyta; Magnoliopsida; Solanales; Convolvulaceae
Source: the annotation of a GenBank genome assembly